GUCGCCCCCUGGUGGCGCAGAUCCGGGCGUGUCCGGCUGACUCCGGUCUCCGCACUGCGGACAGAAGGGCCGCGCGUCGCCGGGGCGGGGACUCGGGGACCUCGGCGGGCCGGGCGCGGCGCACACGCAGGCGGGCGGCCGAGUGGCCGGGUGUGGCGGCCGCAGGUGCCCCGUUGGCGGCCCCCUGAUCCGGUUCUGUGCCUGGAUCGUCCGCGCUGCCCAUGGCUGAUGUGCCCGAGCCCGACCUCGGGGCAGCCGAGGCGGCGGCGCCAGCCGUGGAGACGCCGGCCUGGAAGGCCCCGGAGGACGCGGGCCCGAAGCCUGGAAGUUAUGAGGUUCGACACUAUGGACCAGCCAAGUGGGUCAGCACUUGCGUGGAGUCUAUGGACUGGGACUGGGCCAUCCAGACUGGCUUUACGAAACUGAACGACUACCUCCAAGGCAACAACGAGAAAGAGAUGAAAAUCAAGAUGACAGCUCCAGUGACAAGCUACGUGGAGCCUGGCCCAGGUCCUUUCAGCGAGUCUACCAUUACCAUUUCGCUAUAUAUCCCCUCUGAGCAGCAAUCCGAUCCGCCCAGGCCUUCGGAGUCAGGUGUCUUCAUUGAGGACAGAGCUGAAAUGACAGUGUUUGUACGGUACCUGUGCAUACAGAGAUGCCCGCGUUUCCUUCAGUGUGAGUGUAAACCGAGGUCCUUCGAUGGCUUCUCCAGUGGUCAAAAGAAUCAAGAACAACUGUUGACGUUAGCAAGCAUUUUGAGGGAAGAAGGCAAAGUUUUUGACGAGAAGGUUUUCUACACUGCAGGCUACAACAGUCCUUUCAAAUUGCUCAAUCGAAAUAAUGAAGUUUGGUUGAUUCAGAAAAACGAACCCUCCAAAGAAAACGAAUGAGGAGGUGGAAGGAAAUUCAUUGCCGGGGCAAAUCUGCUUAUUACAAACAUCAACGCCACCUACAAGCAAAGUGCGUGUCUAGUAUCUUCUACCUGAGAGCUAGUAUGAAUUGCGCUCAUUUCCAGUGUGCCUUUUUGAAUGUUCAGAGCUUUACUUAGAUAGAUGCCAGGGGACAAGUCUGAAAACAUGUAACUCUGGUGGCCUUUGUUUCUGUGAGGAUCCGGACAUGCCACGGUGCUUCCCUCUUCACUGCAUCACAGUCACUUGCCUUUUGCUGCUUGGGUUCAUGUCAGCUGGAUGCAAUGCCUCCCAGAUAGUCUCAGUAGAAAUAAGCGUUAAAGAUUUAUCCUGUGUGGAACUAGAGGCUGUCAGGCCUGGAGAGGUGAAGUUCAGCUGGGAACAGAAAUAAAUGGUCUUUUACUGCUGCCCUUGUCCCAUCCAGAUGCCCACUCAAGAAAACUCUCAUGCAAAAGCAUUGAUAAAAUUUUGAGACAUAGGACAAGGUUAUGAAGUUAGGAACUUCCUGUCCCCUUGCCACUUAAUAAAGGUAUGUUUUUGAAAGACACAUAACUUAAAACUUCACAUGGAUUUUUAAAGUAGCUCAUACACUAUUGUAUGAAAAUGAUUAUCCAAAGUGUGGGUUGCUAUAAAAUCAAGGUUAGGAAUCCUUGCCUAACUGGGGAAGGUAAUGUCACAUUCCGGUCCCUGCUCUAUUGUGGCUCCCAGGGGAGGAACACAGUUGGAGCUCAGUAGCUUCCUGACAGUUACAGCUGCCCAUGGGUUCAUGGCUGCGUUUUCCUCACUGCUUGAGGUCACACCGUCACUUGUCAGGAGAAAAUCACUGCACAUGAGGUUUGAGUGGCCAGUGGAUUGGAUGGAGCUAGAUGAUGUGCGAGGUCCCCUCUACCCUAACGUUACACAGUACCUCUUAAAUUUCAUCUCCCUGACCUGGAUACACUUAAUGGUUUCUGUAGCUGACAUACAUGGAUUGCCUCAGAAGUGCACUGUUCCAAGCGUGUCACCAGAAUGUUCACACUCGGCCCUCAGAUUGACCCACAUUGGAUGAUCCCCAUUUUAUAGAUGAGGAAACUGAGGCACAGAGACUUUAGGUAACUUGUCCCAGACGAAACUAAGGGUAGAGGCUGAGUGAGUCCAGCACUGUGACUUCUAAGCCCACACUGAUGACCACCACACCCACGGCUGACUGGAUGGUGAUACUCCUCGUCCAGAGACGAGUCACACGACUCUGACCUCAGAGGUCCCUCUGAGGUGAUAAUUUUUUACUCAAAACAAGCUAGAUUCCUGGUUUUGUAAUUACUGUGGAUAUGUUGAAAUUCCUG
Messenger RNA from Castor canadensis (American beaver), 2230 nucleotides. The record is from RefSeq and is a predicted model, not a curated record. Lineage: Eukaryota; Metazoa; Chordata; Mammalia; Rodentia; Castoridae.